AAACAUCGAUAUUUUUCACUCCGCUGGCUCUGAAUGUUGGCGCUUCCUUCUUAUUUUACACGUGUUCUACAGGUUUGUGUUUACAGCCCCGUGCAUUUUAUGAGACUCCUCGUGCUGCCAGCAGGCGGCGCGCGGUCGCGGUUUCACGUCAUUGAGACUGAACGCGUGCAGGCUGGCGUUUAUCGAUGGUCUCCGAUAACAGACGAAAACGAGGUGUCGAUGAGACGGUUAGGAGUCACGUGACUCUGGGGGACGUCACUGAGCAUCACUUCGUUAAGGAGCAGCACGAGGACAGACGCAAGCUUCACCGGAGGACAGCAGGCAGCGCGUGCAGGUACAGAGACAUACACUUACUGCAAAUACACUGUAGUGCUGCCAGGUUUAUUAGACAGAGUACUUCAUUCUGCUGUAAUAGCAUUAAAGUCACUUGGUGUACUUCAAAUAUUCUGAGUGUACUUUCAGUUCACAUAGUACUGUACAGAGAGGUUACUGAUGAAGAACCAGUAUUAUUGAUCGAGUUAUUAAUCCAGUCGAUCGAUCAGCGGGACACACAGCUGAUCGAAAUAUUCGUUUAAAGUGAGUCAGUCGGUGAUGAAGAGGAGGAUGAGAACAAAGAGCAUCAAAUAUUCACACUGAACCUCAAGUGCAGCCUUGUCCCUGGGCUCUUUGUUCCUGUUUCUCUAGUGACUCUGAAACACGCCAAAGAUAACGCAGUGUGACAUAGAGCUGUCAGCAGAAGAAGAAACAGCUCUUCUUGUAGUAUGUGUAAGAGCAAUAACAGAAGAUAGUUGAUUGGUUAAUAAAGUAACAAUAACUGUAGUACUGAGUACUUGGUAUUUUUACUGCAGUAACAAAUGAGUACUUUAAUGUACACUUUAAACUUGCCGUGCACUUAGAGUACUAAUAGUGCAUUGUACACAGUACUUCUGCAGCUCUCCUUUGAAGUACUGUUACAAUGACUUUAUGUGUGAACUGAUGAGGGAUCAGUAUGGAGGUGAAGUUAUCGAUCGCCAUUUCAAGUAUGUAUUCCUGUGUCAGGUGUGUAAAGGGGAGGAAUCAGCUGAGACCUCUGAUUGAUGGAUUCUGAUUGCACAUUUCAGACUCAUUAUAUUCCCGGAGGAGGAAGAGGAGGAUCAUUUCAGACAUCAUGCUGACAGUCACCGAAAUGGUGACCCAGACGACCAAUCGAAGUGACCUGAACUGCACGCUGCCGCAUGAUGAGGGCCGCCUACCGCUGGUGCUGCUGUACAGCGCCGUGCUGCUGGUCGGUCUGCCCGCCAACCUGUUGACAGUCCUCCUCACGGGGUUGCAGGUGCGCAGGAAGAAUGUGCUGGGCGUGUACCUGUGCAGCCUGUCGGUCUGUGACCUUACCUACCUGGGGACGCUGCCGCUGUGGGCGAUCUACGUGAACAGCGGUCACAGGUGGCCAUGGUCGUCAGCGUUCUGCAAGCUGACGGGCUACAUCUUCUUCAACAACAUGUACAUCAGCAUCUUCCUGCUUUGCUGUGUCUCCUUCGACCGCUGCGUCGCCGUUGUCUACAGCCUGGAGUCCCGUGGCCUGCGACGGCAACGCCACGCCGCCUUUGUUGUUCUCGCUAUCAUCCUGGUGGUGGCCAUCGGGCACGCCCCUGUCUUCACCAUGAAGGAGGGCGCCACAGAGGGUUCGCAUCACUGCUUCGAGCCGAGUCAGAGCAGCGCGAUGGUGACAGGCUUUUACUACGCUCGCUUCGUCAUCGGCUUCCUUCUCCCGCUGCUGUUGCUGGUGGUCACCAACCGCGGAAUCCUGGCUAAUGUGCAGCGCAGCACAGGGCUGCAGUCGGCACAAAAACGCCGUGUCCGGCAGUUGGCCGUGGGUGUGGUGGUUCUGUUCCUGGUGUGCUUUGCCCCAUACCACAUCAUCCUACUGGUCCGAGGCAUCAUCUUCCACUUCCCGUGGCUUGACAACUGCUCGUUUCAGAAGGCCAUGUACACACCCUACACCAUAUCGCUGGGCCUGUCCACCAUCAACAGCGCUGUCAACCCAAUCCUGUACGUCUUGUCAAGCAACAACAUUCGAAAGGAUCUACGGCGAGGACUUGCACAGGUCUGUGGCAGAGUGCUGGUGAGAACUCCGUCCAACACCAGCCAAAACAAAAUCCAGCCGAUCAACAACUCUUUAGAGCUCAACACGGGCAGUGAGAGGCUGGCAGCAGGAAAACCACCCGGGACCUGAGGUAGCGGUUCCCCAACACUGCAGUGUCCUGAGGUGACCGCAGAGGGGCAGGACCAAGAACCGGGGGACUUUGAGUGCUACGCAUGCACAGAAAAA
Haplochromis burtoni (Burton's mouthbrooder) is the source of this 2308-nucleotide messenger RNA. It is a transcript of the gene gpr132b, whose product is annotated as G protein-coupled receptor 132b. The transcript has 2 exons. Gene Ontology annotation, cellular component: membrane. Bases 1148 to 2212 code for a protein of 354 amino acids. The record is from RefSeq and is a predicted model, not a curated record. Gene Ontology annotation, biological process: negative regulation of G2/M transition of mitotic cell cycle; G1/S transition of mitotic cell cycle; G protein-coupled receptor signaling pathway. Gene Ontology annotation, molecular function: G protein-coupled receptor activity. NCBI's taxonomy places the organism in Eukaryota, Metazoa, Chordata, Actinopteri, Cichliformes, Cichlidae.